Molecule: messenger RNA, 3718 nt
Organism: Protopterus annectens (West African lungfish)
Lineage: Eukaryota; Metazoa; Chordata; Ceratodontiformes; Protopteridae
Gene: UBAP2L
Product: ubiquitin associated protein 2 like
Cellular component (GO): nucleus; cytoplasm
Molecular function (GO): protein binding
Source: RefSeq, a predicted model, not a curated record
AUAUAUAUGUAUUUUACUUUUAGGUUUCUACCUUGUAAAUACUGUUAUUUGUAUAUACUGUAAAUGAUGACAUCGGUGGGCACGAAUCGAACCCGGGGAAACUGGGAGCAGACACAGACACAGAGCCAGAUACAGCACAAACAGCGGCCACAGGCUACUGCAGAGCAAAUUAGACUUGCAGCGAUGAUUUCAGAUCAUAGUGAUGCUGACUUUAAAGAGAAAGUUAAUCAGCUGGUUGACAUCACAGGAAAAAACCAAGAUGAAUGUUUGAUCGCUCUUCAUGAUUGUAACGGAGAUGUUAACAGAGCAAUCAAUGUUCUGCUAGAGGGAAACCCUGACACUGAUUCCUGGGAAAUGGUAGGUAAAAAGAAGGGCGUCUCUGGACAGAAAGAGAGUGGACAGACUGAACCCACAGAAGAGAGCAAAGAAAACAGAGAAAGAGAUCGUGACUACAGUAGGAAACGUGGGGGCCCUCUCCGAAGAGGUAGAGGCUCCAGCCGCAACAGAGAGUAUCGAGGGCAGGAAAAUGGACUUGAUGGGGGCAAAAGCAGUGGUCCAUCUGGGAGAGGUUCUGAGAGGGGGAGACGAGGGCGUGGACGGGGGAGAGGUGGAUCUGGAAGGAGAGGAGGAAGGUUCUCUGCACAAGGAAUGGGGACAUUCAACCCAGCAGAUUAUGCAGAGCCAACCAGCACAGAGGACAGCUAUGGGAGCAGCAGUAAUACGUGGAACAGUACUGGCACAUUUGAGCCAGAUGAUGGAACAAGACUUGAUUUCAUUGGGGGUGAGGGGUCAGAUUAUUCCCGGAAUUUUGGCACUGCUCCUGGUGCUUGGAGGACUACAACAGAAGAAUGGGGUACAGAGGACUGGAAUGAGGAUCUUUCUGAAACAAAGAUUUUCACUGCCUCAAGUGUGGCAUCUAUGCCUUUGCCUUCAGAAAAUGUGACAAUCACUGCUGGGCAGAGAAUCGACUUAGCAGUGCUGCUGGGAAAGCCUCCCUCUACCUCAAUGGAGAAUGAGCAAGUUCUUGACUCAUCCCAAGCUGCUUCUUUGUCUCAGUCCUUGGUCUUCAGUAACUCCAAACAAAAUUCAUUAUCACAAUCUGCCUCUGGAAAUGCAUUUACUCCACACAGUAUGGUGGGAAUGCUGGGCAAAGGUUUUGGUGACGUUGGGGAACCAAAGGGUGGAAGUGCAAGUGGUUCACAUUUCUUGGAACAGUUAAAGACUGCACAGGCUUUAGCACAGCUGGCUGCUCAACAUACACAACCUAACAGUAAUAACACAUCACCAUCUUGGGAAAUGGGAUCGACACCACCAAAUUCUGCAUUAAGGCAGUAUGAUAUGAAGACUUCACCAGAUUCAGUGGUUCACAGUACAUUCCCAAAACGACAAGUUUAUGCACCUGCCACCAAUAUGAUAGAUGUUUUCAUGCAAGAAAAGCAGCCUGUAGUUACAACCCCCCCUGCUCCUCCGCCUUCUUCGCCGCUUCCCAGUAAAAGCAGCAGUGCUCCUCAAAUGUCACCAGGGUCCUCUGAUAACCAAUCCUCGAGUCCUCAGCCAGUACAACAGAAGCUGAAGCAGCAAAAAAAGAAAACUUCCAUUUCAUCAAAGAUUCCAUCAUUAGCAGUGGAGAUGCCUGGGUCUUCAGAUAUCACAGGGUUAAAUUUGCAAUUUGGAGCAUUGCAGUUUGGCUCUGAACCUGUGCUUCAGGAAUAUGAGUCUUUGCCAGCCGCCAGCACCCCAACAAGCCAACCUCCAAGUAGCCUGUACACCACUACUACUAGUGACUCCUCGGUUUCAUCCAGUCAAAGCCAGGAUUCAAGUUACCAAAGUGGUGCUAUCCAAACGUCUACUUACACCCCUCAGAAUGGUGCGCAAGGUCCAUUGUAUGAACAGAGAGCCACACAGACCAGGCGGUAUCCCAGUUCCAUCUCUUCCUCUCCUCAGAAGGAUCUAACACAAGCAAAGAAUGGCUUCAGUUCAGUGCCAGUUACACAAGCUGUGGAAGUCACACCAGGGUCUUCAGUGAAGUCAGAUUCACCUACUGCCACCAGUGUGGCUCCACUCAAUGAUGCAGUAUCUGCUUCAUCACUGCUGACAACUGUGAAUCCACAUCCAGCCACUCUGAAUAGCCUAAACCAUAAUGAAGAGCUUCCAAGCACUACCAUUGCACAGCACAACAGUGCAUUGUCUACGCAACACAACAGCCUUUCAUCUUCCACGGUACGCACUUCUUCAACUACACUUUUGCAGCACACAAGUGUUGAGAGUGAACCUAGCCUGCAUCCGCCCCCAAGCACUUUCUCGACUGCUUCCAGUACUGCUUCAGCUGCACCACCUCCAGUCAAUGCUUCAUCCACACUUAGUAAUGUCAGCAGUCUUGGCCUGAACUUGAGCAGCAACUCCACAGUGACAGCUUCAACUCGCAGCUCAGUAGCAACAGCAUCUGCCCCAGGUGUAUGGCUAUGAUGAUCUUCAGAUGCUUCAAACCAGAUUUCCCCUGGAUUAUUAUAGCAUUCCAUUUCCUACACCCACAACACAGUUGACUGGAAGAGAUGGAAGCCUUACUAGUAAUCCUUAUUCUGGUGACCUUACAAAGUUUGCUAGAGGUGACGCAUCUUCACCUGCCCCAGCGACAACAUUAGCACAACCCCAGCAGAAUCAGACUCAAACACAUCAUACCACUCAGCAGACAUUCCUGAACCCAGGUCUGCCACCUGGUUAUAGUUAUACCAGCCUGCCAUAUUAUCCCGGGGUACCAGGGCUACCUAGCACUUUCCAGUAUGGGCCUGCCAUGUUUCCUGUUGCUCCUACCUCUUCUAAGCAGCACAGUGUGAACGUUGGUGUGAACACGUCUGCGACCCCCUUCCAGCAGGCAAGCGGGUAUGGCUCUCAUGGAUACAGCACUGGAGUUUCAGUGACUUCUAGUAACACCGGAGUACCGGAUAUAUCUGGCACAGUUUACUCCAAAACUCAGCAGUCCUUUGACAAACAGGGAUUUCACACAGGGACACCAGCAGCCUCAUUUAAUCUGCCUUCAGCACUGGGUAGUGGUGGUCCCAUGAACCCAGCAACAGCAGCAGCAUACCCUCCAGCUCCAUUUAUGCAUAUCCUGGCACCACAUCAGCAGCCACACUCACAGAUCCUACAUCACCACCUGCAACAGGAUGGUCAGAGUGGCACUGGACAGCGCAGCCAGGGAACCUCCAUUCAACAGAAAUCUCAGCCUAAUAAAUCAGCCUAUAACAGCUACAGCUGGGGUACAAACUGAAAUGGCCAAGAUUAACGUCUUGUUUAUGCUGUCAACAUGAACAAUGGAAAGUAAAAAAAAAAAAAAAGAGUUGUGAUCCUUUUUAACAACAAAGUCUCUGCAAGUCAAGGGAAGACAAAGAUACCGAAAUUUCAGCUCUGCGUUUGUGUCUGUAUUUGCCCACCUUUACUGUUGUAUGUAAUAUAGAAUUUGUAUUUUUUCUUCUCUAAUUUUUUUCUGCAUUCAGAUUAUGAAAUGCUUGUUAUUUUUUUCUCCUUUUCCAACAGAUGAAGGAGUUAAAAAAAGUAAGCCUACAGUAAAGAAAAAAAACUUUAUUAGAAAAUACGGAAACAAUAAUUGAUAUGGAGAGCAUUGUAUUAUGAAUUUGUUGAAGUGUUUUUGUACUGUGUUCUAAAUUUAAUGGAUAAAUGUGUCUUGUAUAUAUAAAAAAAACGCACACACACCUAGAAA